GAGACGUGAAAAUCAUUGUUUACGUCUGUCGUUGAAGUAGGUCAUUGUCAGAUUGACUGAUACCUUGCUGAGAUACAUUUGUGGUGUAACGUAUCAAGUUGAUAAAUCACGGACAGCAAACUGCUGGAAUAACCUUAGCCAAGACAGCGGUCUGAUCAAUACAACUCUGUGCGAGCUUCCGAGAAAGAGCAGGCUGGUGUUAUUUGCUCAGGUCGGUGGCGCCGCCCGCCAUGUCCCGACGCAGCCGGAACAGCCGGGCGUGGCGCUACGUUUGGAGCGGCAUCCGACGAGACGCGGACGUCCGGGCGCUGGUCCUGGCCUCUGAGAGCGAGGACUGGCGGUACGAUCGCCUGCAGUACAGCGACUCGGACUCGGAGCCGGAGUUCCCCCCGGUCCUGCCCGCCGCGCCCAGCGCCGUGCCCGUGACGGGGGAGUCGUACUGUGGCUGCGACUCCCAGGCCGAGCCCGCCCACAACCACCGCGUCCUCCGGGCCUUCCACCGUGCCAAGGACUGCCGCUGCGGGGAGGACGACCAGGACUUCGACUGGGUGUGGGACGACGGCGGGAGGUCCACGGCGACCCUGCUGAGCUGCGACAACCGGAAGGUCAGCUUCCACACGGAGUACAGCUGCGGCACGGCUGCCGUCCGGGGAUCCAAGCCCCUGGCCGACGGCCAACACUUCUGGGAGAUCAAGAUGACCUCCCCCGUCUACGGCACUGACAUGAUGGUGGGCAUUGGGACAUCAGACGUGAACCUGGACAAGUACAGACACACCUUCUGCAGUCUACUGGGGAAGGACGAGGACAGCUGGGGGCUCUCAUACACAGGCCUGCUCCAUCACAGAGGGGACAAGGUCAACUUCUCCUCGCGUUUCGGCCAAGGCUCCAUCAUCGGGGUGCACCUGGACACGUGGCACGGGACCCUCACCUUUUUCAAGAACCGCAAGUGCAUAGGGGUCGCCGCCACUGAGCUGCACAACAAGAAGCUGUACCCCAUGGCCUGCUCCACGGCGGCCAAGAGCAGCAUGAAGGUGAUCCGCUCCUGCUUCGCGCCCACCUCCCUGCAGUACCUGUGCUGCGCCCGGCUGCGGCGUCUGCUGCCCGACCGCGCCGACGCGCUGGGGCUCCUCCCCCUGCCGCCGGGGCUCCGCCUCCUGCUGCACAACAAGCUGGGCUGGGUGCUGAGCCUCCCGGACGACGGGGCGGCGCCCGCCUCCCACCCGCCCACGCCCACGCCGCCGUCGUCCGGGAGCGACUCGGAGGGCUGCUCGUCCGACCCUGAGGCCUGGCAGAGGAAGCGCUGCCGCUGGACCUAGCCCCGCCCCUUCCGCGCCCCCCCCCCCCAACCCCUCCAGAACCCGCGAACGGUGAACGGACGACCGUAUUCUGCCCGAAACCGACCCUGCUGGCUUCUGACUUUUUAACAAAACUUCUAGCAUCGAUAUUUCUGUGCUUCCCCCCCCCAGUCCCCCCGUCCCCACCGCACCCCUUUUGAGCGGGAUCCAGCCCUUCCCUCUCACGGCGAAGUUCCGAAAAAAAUGCUUGCCCGCUUUAGGCCUGCCUUCCGUCGUCCCGUGUCGGAACGGGCUCGCGGACGGGUGCUGGGGUCACACCCGAGGACCGAAAUUACUGCUGGGACAUCGUGCGUAGCCCAACCACCCCCCUCCCCCUCCCUCCGUUCCGGGACUUGUACAUCCCAUAACUUUACACGCAGAAAUCGAGCAGUAUGAGUUUAACAGUAGUAGAAUUACGUUUGCAACAAGGGUAUGCUGAACUUUUGAAAGAGCUCUUUGGAGUGCACUGGUGGAGAUAUCCUGUGUUUGCUUAACCUGUCACUGUUCUAAUGCCAAACUCUCUGACGCCGGGAAUAUGUCUAUUCCCUGUUCACAGUCAAAGAAGUGAGGGUAUAAAACAGAAAGGAUGAUGGGACAUUAUGCAGACGUAUUUAUCUUUUACUACUUAAACCGUCUAUCAUCAGUAUUUCUAGUUCCUUUGUUAUGUUAUUAGGUCAUUGGGGUUUUCCAGAAAUGAGGACGCUCCCUAAACGCGACAUUAAAGAGCAAGAGUAAGCACUGCACUACUAUGUGGGCUCACGGAAUCCAGGUUAUUAAUUUGGUGACGCCCCCUUAGUGGUUUAAUAUUUGAAUGCAUUUAGGCCUGUCGGUUUUAUGAUAACAGUUGGACCUCAGCUGAUUUCUCACAUUACGAGCACGUUAUGCAGCUCAAAUGGUCCCAUUCUGGAUGGGUUCUGGGUGUUCAAAGCCAGCUUAAAUCCAAAAUUAAAUUUAAAAUCAAUUGCCGAUGUGCAGUUUCUGUUGAACGUAAAACGGGGACACGAGAGAAGCGUAUGGACUCCGAAUGUCUUUGGGCCAUGUUCAGCACUGAAAUAUGUUAUCCAAGACUAGACGAUGAAGAGGAGUCGGUAUUGGGAAGUACGAUGUCCAGUCUACCAGAGUUCAUGUAGCCUACUGAGUGAGUUCCUGCCUUCUCAUCUGCGACAGGAAGUGACUCAUCACAACCCGAUGUAAAUGACACAAUCUUUGUUUUUCACUCAGAUUCCCAUGAUGCAGUUUCUGAGGAUGCGGUGGUAAUUGCUAUACUGAUAGCAGCGAUGUCAUUUGGUUUUCACUCCGUAUUGGUAUUGGGUAAUUGUUUUUUUUUUUUUAAAGAACGAAAUACUCGUUGCAGUCAGAGAGUUUGUCAGUUUUUACGCCAAAUUUCCUUGAACUUCCUUUCUUCCGGUUGACUUCUGAAGACCAGGCCUUGGAGCAAGUUCCUCUCUGGAAAGGGUACUUUUCAAAAAGCUUCCAUACGGUCGACUUGUUUGUAUUACGUUGCUCUUUCGAAAAAGGUGUACAGUUUUUGAUUUUGUGUCCCAAGUUUGACUGCAUUCGGUGUCCAUUUUCUUAUGCAGGCUGUAGCCCUGUUUUAAAUGAGCUUUGGUCUGUAGUAUGACAAAUAAUAAUUUUAAAAAAUUACCUGAGUUAAUUUGAACCCUUUAAUAGAGCAGUGUGCACGUCUGCAGGAUACAUCGGUGGUUCCCCUUAUUCCGCUGUUGCUUUCAACAUGUAAAAAUGUAACAUUUUUAAAUAAAUAUAUUAUUCAGAAUAACUGUGGUGUCAGGAAAAAAAAUCAGCUUAGAAACCUCGUUGUUAAUGAAUAAAUGUACAAAUUUGAAAAUUCACCGUGCCAAGCCUUCUGUUAAACAUAGAGGCGAGCUAAACUAUUCAGGCAAGCGGCGUCUCGUUUUAUCAAAGUUUAUUUUUCAAUGAAAUAAACGAAAUCUGUAACCUAUGCAGUAUACACUCCCAGUUGACAAAUAGUGAUUAAGCUUGUCCCUUUCAAAAGAUUUCUGAGGCUUUCUGAGGAAAACAGGACUUGUCUAGCCAAACACGCAUCUGUCAACCGCUCUUUUAGAGCCAUUGAGCUUCUAAACUGUCCAUGAGUCACAUUUUUUUAGUAUUUGUUCUUUUUACCAUUAAUGCACCUUUCUUGGUGAAAUUAAGAUAUUUUCAGAUGAUUUAUCAACGCAUCCUGAAGCAAUCCACUACCAGCUGUCAAUUUUGCAAUUUCACUUUGCAUUCCAGGGGAUUAAUAUAUUGUCGUUUGUAAUGCAGUAAUUCCCUUGCUGUAACACGUCAUGUUUUUGCACCUGUGUCAUACCUUCACGUUGAAAUGUAACGCUCCACCUCAGCCCUGUGUAUUCCGAAAUUAUUGCAUACCUUUGUUGUAAUUAAAAGUUUUAACAAGAAA
This is a messenger RNA of Anguilla rostrata (American eel), 3753 nucleotides long. Its product is annotated as SPRY domain-containing SOCS box protein 3-like. NCBI's taxonomy places the organism in Eukaryota, Metazoa, Chordata, Actinopteri, Anguilliformes, Anguillidae. The record is from RefSeq and is a predicted model, not a curated record. Gene Ontology annotation, cellular component: SCF ubiquitin ligase complex. Gene Ontology annotation, biological process: proteasome-mediated ubiquitin-dependent protein catabolic process. Gene Ontology annotation, molecular function: protein binding.